Molecule: messenger RNA, 1446 nt
Organism: Diaporthe amygdali
Lineage: Eukaryota; Fungi; Ascomycota; Sordariomycetes; Diaporthales; Diaporthaceae
Exons: 4
Coding region: 1-1446 (481 amino acids)
Biological process (GO): cellular response to amino acid starvation; positive regulation of TORC1 signaling
Cellular component (GO): Seh1-associated complex; nuclear pore outer ring
Molecular function (GO): structural molecule activity; protein binding
Source: RefSeq, a predicted model, not a curated record
AUGGGGCUAUUGGCAUGCAAGUCUUCUGAAAGCGGUGUGUUGCAUUCAGAUAACCUCCUCUGGGAUAACCUCCUCUGGGAUAACCUCCUCUGGGAUAACCUCCUCUGGGAUAACCUCCUCUGGGAUAGCCUCCUCUGGGACACACUCCUCUGGGACACACUCCUCUGCAUGGCACCAUCUUUGGGGGAGCCUCCCGCAACGGAGGAACGAGCUCAGUUUGAGCUGAUCAUGAAGCAUGGCCAUCACGACCUAGUCCAAGCGGUGGCAUUCAAUGCCUACGGUGACCGGUGUGCGACCGGGUCAGUCGAUGGCAAGAUCAGGGUCUUCAACCGCCACAAGGACAGUAUCUGGAGAUUAUGUGAUACUUGGACUGCUCAUGGGGGAGAGAUACUCGAACUGCAAUGGCUACCGCCAACCGUCUAUCCCAACCUCGUCGCAUCACUGGGGAUAGAGGGCCGCUUCAAGCUCUGGGCAGAAGACCCAUCCGCCGCCCCGGGCCGUCGGUUUGGCAAUCGCUCAAAGGACAAUGCCAAAGCUGCCUUCGAACACCGCUCUCCGCGCGCCCCAUACCGCUCAUUCUCCCUCAAGCACAACGAGGAGACGCGCCAGACCCAUCUCGCCCUCCUGGCCGCUGACGGCCGGCUGACUGUCUAUGAGAAUGAGAUGUCCGAAAACCUGUCCGACUGGACCCAAAUGGACGAGCUGUCGGUAUGCGACAAGCCCGCCCGCGGCGAGGAGACGUCCUUCCGCGUGCGGUUCGACCCUAACAUUGACCCCUGCUACAACGCCCUGCGCGCUGGCAUGCCUACCGACACGCUGAGUCUGGUUGUUGCUGCCAUGGACAAGGUCAAGAUCUACCGGACGCGCGACGUCGUCAUUCAUUCCUACGGUGUCCCUUCCACCAAGAAGGAGUUCUACGAGGCGGCUGUGGUAUCAGCGCACCGUGGAUUGGUCAGAGAUGUCGCGUGGGCGCCCGGCAAUAUCAGGGGCUACGAUAUCAUUGCAUCGGCCUGUAUGGAUGGCUACGUGAGAGUCAUCCGGGUCGACACACCGCACGACGACAACGACGGCAGAACAUGGUCCUCGAGUGACCUGGUCAAGGGCGGAUCCCGUCCAGAGACCUCGUCCAGGGCUGCCGGGAACGGAUCAGGUGGGAGCCAGGCACAGCAGCCCUCGGGCAUCAGCCAGGGCGUGCACCACCCUACAGCCGAGGGCGACAGGAGGAAGAACCAGGCUGGACACAUCUAUCACACGAUGCAGUCGCUAUCUAUGCUGGAGAACCACAGGACUCCGAUGUGGAGGGUCGGGUUCGACGACGACGGACAGAUACUGGGGUGUGUUGGAGACGACGGCAAGCUUCUGUGUUUCCGACAACAGGCCGAUGGACAGUGGCGCAAGAGCUCAGAAAUCGGAAUCAUGAAGAUGAAAAUGGCCGUCCCGUCGUAA